AUGUUCAACAUUUUGUUGAUAUUAUUUAUUAAUGUGUGUUUAUUAUGUGUUUUGGACGGUAGUUUAACUGUUACUUGGAAACGUGUUGAUACCAAUUAUCCACAAUCACAACCGCUACCGCAACAACCACCACCCCCACAUCCACUAUUACCACCACAAUCAUUUACGGAAUCGACGAGAACAACAACAACGAGAAUUUCAACACUCUACAAUAGUCAAACAAUAAUGACGGCGAAUAUUAACAGUUCAAGUAUUCAAUCUACCGUUAUAUCAUAUUUUAUGCUUCCUAAUUCAAAUUGUAUUUGUUUAUUUUCUUUUACCAAUAAUAUUUUGUGUACAAAAAUGACAGAUUAUGUUCAAAUCUCAAAUGUUAAAGAUCACUCAAUAGAUUACGUAGCCAAUUUUACCGUAAUGAAUUGUUCAUUUGUUGAUAAUCGACUAUACAUACCGUCAACAUUCGGAUAUAUUGAAUAUUUACAAAUAACUAAUGUCAAUAAUGGAAAUUAUUUAAUUAUUGAUUCAAUUUCGCUUCAAUCAUCUAUUAAAACCAUAGAUAUUUCAUAUACAAUUUCAAAAACCAUAUUACUUAUAAAUAACAAUACAUUUUUAUUAUUUGGAAACAGUUUGUAUUCGUUAAAAAUAUUACAUUGUAUUUUAAUUUUAUUGCCAAAUACAUUGAAUAAACUUAUCAAUUUAGUCACAUUAUCAAUUGAUAUAGAAAAUUUUAAUUUAAAAGAAUUUCAUUUACAAACUUAUAGUCUCUCUCAACUACAAUUAUUAAAUAUAACAGCUGACGAUCAUGUCAUUUAUCUUAAUAAUGUUUCGUUCUGUGAAUUUUUACGAAAUUAUAGAUCUAUAUUAUUUAAUAUUCGACCAACAUGUACUUGUGAAUUAGUCACUAUGAUGAAAUCUGUCGAUAUAAAUAAUAGAACAUUUUAUCAAUGUUUAAAUCAAACUUAUUAUUUUAAUCACAACCAUAAAUUUUGUUAUUAUAACGGUAUCAAAUACAAUAUUUCAAAUGAAAAUAUGGAUAAUUUUUGUUCUAUAUGUAAAAUAGCUAAAUGUCCAUUUGGAACAAUUUGUAGCAUAUCUCCUGAAUCUAUUAGUGCAAUAUGUUUACCGACAAUAUAUCAUAAUUUUGAUUAUAUAUAUUCAAUUAUAUCUUAUAAUGAAUUGACAAAACCAUUUUUUAAACAAGAAAUUGGCACAUAUUUAUCAUCAAAUAAAACAAUGAACAAAACAUUAGAAACACCACAAUUUAAUUCUAUUGCUAAUGUACUUAUAUUAAAUUCAAAUUUAUCGCUUGCUUCUGAUACUGAAACAUACGUAUAUCAUAAUAUAUUUACACACUUAUUAGAUCAAGAUUGGAAUAAUAAUAUAACAACUAUGGCACAACGAGGAGUUUGGCAACAAUUAUUAAAUUCUAUUGAAAAUUCAAUGAAAACUAUUGAUAAUAAUAUUCCAUUAUAUCGUUAUGAAAGUGAUGUUUUAUCAUCAAGUAGUCUAUUUAUUAGUCAACAAAAUCAACAACAAUUUUCAUCAUCAAAGUCAGUUAUUUUUGGAUGGCAAAUAAAUAGCAAUAAUACAAUACGUGAAAAUAUUAGUAAAGAAUCAUUUACACCUGAUGAUUCAACAAGUACAACAGUAUUUUUAAAUUUGAGUACAAUGCAACAACCAUCAUGCAAUUUACAAAAUCAAGGUUGCGUAUUUUCGCCAAAUUCAAUGAAUUUUCAACGUUAUGGUAUCACAUCUUUGAAAUCAUCAAAAUUAUUUGCAGCUACCGAUCGUAUACCAGAUUAUAACGUUAUUUCUGUCAUUGCACCAAUUCAACAACAAACUCCAGCAUUAGUCACAAUUUACUUUCGACAAAAAAUGUCUAAUUUAACAUCAACAACUAGUUUUUAUGACAAAGCAAUAUGUAUGUAUUUGGAUAUUGAUGAAAUGAUAUGGAAACAAGAUGGAUGUGAGACAAAAACAGAAACACAAACAAUUAUUCAAUGCAAAUGUAAUCAUUUAACAAUGUUUACUGUUUUCUUUUCACCUGAUUGUACAUCAGCACCAAAAUUUUUAAAUAUUAUUAGUUAUAUUGGUAUUUGUCUUUCUCUCAUUGGUCUUACAGUGUGUGUUAUUAUGUUUCUUAUUAGUCAACGAUGUCACGUUGAAAAUAAGAAAAACGUAUCCAAAUCAUUACCUUCAAUUGCAAGUAAUUCUCACAGUAGUGAUGAAACUGUUUUAUCAUCUAAUCGAGCAACCUGUACCAUGAUGAUGCGAGCACCAAGAUUAAAAUUAAGUAUUGUUAAAUCAAUGUUAUUUGUACUUUGUAUAUUAUUAAUAAUAAUGAAUAUUUUGAUAUUAAUUUUAACAUUUAUUAAACCGGGACAAAAUGUUGCGUGUAUUGUGUUCAGUGCUGGACUCUAUUAUGUUACAUUAGUGUCGUUUAUUUGGAAAUUUUUAUUUGCAUUACAACAAUGUAUAUUUAUCACUAGUCUGCUGCAAAACUGGUCUGACAAAUAUUUGUUAGUUGUCUUUGGUAGUAUAACAUUAUUAUUACCAAUAAUUCCACUAAUCAUUAUGUUUUUAGUCGUCAAAAAUAUCACAUUUGUAUCGACAACAUGUCAAUUUUGUUGGUUAAGUCGUGAAUUUGUUAUUUUUGCUCUGAUGGUACCAAUUCUAUCCAUAACAACGGUCAAUUUUAUACUUUAUAGCUAUACAAUGAUUAGACUAGCUAUAAAAAAUCGAUUACAAGUGGGUCUACGUUCAACAAUAUCAGAGCAUCAACGGCGAACGCAAAAUUUAAAAAUUGGUCUAUUUUUUGCCAUUAUCAUGGGUUUGACAUGGUCAUUCGGAUUUUUAUUAUUGAUUUCAAAUACUGUUGUACAAUUAAUUGGAAACAUAUUGUUUUGUAUAACAAACACUAUUCAAGGUUUUUGUUUUUUUUUAAUGGUAUUUUGGAUGAUUGAACAAAACAAAACACGUGAUCAGCUACGAAUAUGUUGUAAUUAUUGCAUUGGAAAUAUGAAACAACGACAACCACAGGUCAGAAUGAAAGUAUUAAAAACAUCAUCGAGUAAUACAACAUGCUCGACCGAUGAACAAACCCAAAAAGAGCCCAAAGCAUUUGGAUCAGUUCAAAAUCGAAGAAUAAUAGAAACACAACUGGAUGAUCAUACCUAUACGUCUUUAUUUUGA
Molecule: messenger RNA, 3189 nt
Organism: Didymodactylos carnosus
Lineage: Eukaryota; Metazoa; Rotifera; Eurotatoria; Philodinida; Philodinidae
Source: the annotation of a GenBank genome assembly